Messenger RNA from Physella acuta, 707 nucleotides. RefSeq names its product basic phospholipase A2 homolog textilotoxin B chain. The record is from RefSeq and is a predicted model, not a curated record. NCBI's taxonomy places the organism in Eukaryota, Metazoa, Mollusca, Gastropoda, Physidae. Gene Ontology annotation, biological process: phospholipid metabolic process; arachidonate secretion; lipid catabolic process. Gene Ontology annotation, molecular function: calcium ion binding; phospholipid binding.
UAGUGUAUCACUCAGUAAGAAGGGAAGAGUAUUUGAAGAGGGGCGCAAUCUUUAGGCCUAUUAAAAUUAAUUAAAACUACCAACUGGAACCUAUUAAAAAAAGGAAUAAUUACAAUUUUAAGUAAAGUUAAAUAUUAAGAUCAGCCAUGUUUAAUUUGAUUGUACUGUUGGUUAUGCUAUUUGGCCCAGCACAGUGUUUCAAAGAUUAUCUUAAGAAUUCGGCUGUGCUGGGAGAAGUGGCGCGGGGCUACAAGGAGGGCGAUCUCAGCCAAUUGCGACCUUUGCUCAAGGCCGUGACCGGCAGGGAACCGGCAGCCUACAACAACUAUGGCUGUCACUGUGGACAAAGGGGUGGUCAAAACAUACCGGCUGUCGAUGGGGUUGACAGAUGCUGUAAGGAACAUGACGAGUGCUACGCCAACCUCCCAGAAUGCCAGAACCGCGAGGUGGAAUACUUCUAUCAGUGUCAAGCCAAUAAGAAAUGUCGCUGCAUUUCUUUCCUGAGAUCGUGCAAUGGCAAGGUUUGUAAAUGUGACCUUGAACUUGCCAAUUGCCUAUCUAGAGAGUUCUAUGACUACUACUACGUCAACUUCCAAAAGAAAUACUGCAAGAAGUUCUGAAGAGUUUAACCAACACGGUUGCUGUGGUCUAGAAGAUUAGAAAUUACCCGGUGAACAUUGAGUCAAAUUAAAAUAACGAGAAUUGUG